AUGAAACAAAACAUUGAUUUGUUCGUUUUCGUUCUUGGAGUCAGCCUAGCCUUCUUAUUAGUCGACCGACCAGACGCUACUGAAGCCAAAGCUAGCCAAUUUGUGUGUAUCCGAGUGAACAACGACAGGAUCAUGACUUCAAGGUAAAUUUUAUUACCUAAUUUGACCUAUUUUUGCAUUUUUUAAACGAAGAAGAAAAGUUACUUGGACAUGUUUCAUCGUAUAGCAUGUUACGCACAGCUUCCAACCCAUUUUCGCUUAAAAAACAGCAUUUCUGCGUUUUGUAAAGAAAGUUCUUGCCAUUUUAGACUCACUUUUUUACUUUUAGUCAACAAUAUCCAUCAGCCAACGUACGAUGCAUGUUACGAGAAGAAUUUGUCAAACUGCGACGAAGUCGACAAGCUACAGUAGGAACUGCCGUCUAA
This is a messenger RNA of Bursaphelenchus okinawaensis, 425 nucleotides long. The record is from the annotation of a GenBank genome assembly. Lineage: Eukaryota; Metazoa; Nematoda; Chromadorea; Rhabditida; Aphelenchoididae.